AUGGGUAUUCGUUUGCUAUCUGUGAUUUCCAGUGUGAAGCAAUUCCAAAAAUUGCACUCUGUUGUUACUAGGAAUCAUAUAUCAGAUGUUCCAAAAGGACAUUUUGCAGUUUAUGUGGGAGAAACUGAGAAGAAGAGGUACGUGAUUCCAAUUGCAUGCUUAAAUCAUCCUUCGUUCCAGGAUUUGUUACGAAAAGCAGAGGAAGAGUUCGAGUUUCAACAUUCAAUGGGUGGUCUCACAAUACCCUGCAAUGAGGAUGCUUUUUUUCAUGUCACUUCUAGAUUGAACACUUCUUUAUAA
Lycium ferocissimum is the source of this 300-nucleotide messenger RNA. Its product is annotated as auxin-responsive protein SAUR21-like. The transcript has a single exon. The coding region runs from base 1 to 300 and encodes 99 amino acids. Gene Ontology annotation, biological process: response to auxin. The record is from RefSeq and is a predicted model, not a curated record. Lineage: Eukaryota; Viridiplantae; Streptophyta; Magnoliopsida; Solanales; Solanaceae.